Messenger RNA from Asterias rubens (European starfish), 2490 nucleotides. Its product is annotated as ufm1-specific protease 1-like. The transcript is spliced from 6 exons. The coding region runs from base 1324 to 1977 and encodes 217 amino acids. NCBI's taxonomy places the organism in Eukaryota, Metazoa, Echinodermata, Asteroidea, Forcipulatida, Asteriidae. The record is from RefSeq and is a predicted model, not a curated record.
UUUCUUAAUAUAGUAUGAGUUGUUCAAACAUGUUAAAUGACUCUACUGUAGUUUAUGCACAAGGGUCGACAGGCACAGUAGUAUGGCGUGUCAAACGUUGCAAUAUUCGAUAAUGUACAAUGUAUGCGAUGUUUCUCAUCUAUCUAUAAAUUGAUAUAUGCGAUAAUUGUCACAUGUGCGAUAUUCAUUUGAUGUAUGCAAUAAAUGUAAUAUAUAUGCAAUAAAUUGUAAUAUUUGUGCGAUAAUUUGCAAUAUAUAUAUGCGAUAAUUGUUAAUAUAUGUUUGAUAAAUUUGUAGUAUAUUAUAUGCGAUCAUCAUCAUUUGUAUGCGAGGUUUUGUGACGAUAAUGACGAUAUACAUAUGCGAUAAUUUAAUAUACAUGUGCGAUGUUCGUUCUUAUGUAUGUGCGAAAACGGAAUUGUGGGCUAUGGUAUGGCUUCCUGUACACUUGAUCCCCGUAUCUGUAAUGUUUUGGAUCGGGCCAGACUAUACUGUGGACGGUAUAGUAUGGUUCCUAUGGUUCAAUGAGAUGGGCGUAGGGUUUAUGGGUUUAAAUGAUGGUCAGGGUACGAGACUCGAGCCGCGUAUUUCCAAAAUAGCCAGCCGCGUAUUAUUGGAAAAUAGAACACAUACAGUACAGGGUGGUGACAAAAGUUGCGUUUUGCUCGUAAAGAUCUGUUUUAUUCGAAUGAAUUCUGAAAUACAUGUAUUAGCAUAACUUAGAAAUUGUUAAUUGAUAAUGUGUCAAUUUCAUAGCUUUACAUGAUUGAAAAUAUCAGACAGACCAGUAGCAGUAGGCUAUCUUUGGGUGAAAUGUUAUCCCAAGAUUUUCUAGGUUGCAAAUUACAGUGCCAAAAAUUCCGCCUGCAAUUAAUAUCCAACGGUCUUUUGAAGACACCUCCGUUUGCAACGCUUGGCCUCCAGAGUUCGACUCCAGCUAAUGGCCGUAAGUUCACUGUCUUAACAUGAUAAGAGCCUACAUGUUCAAGAAAGAGAUUGUUUUCUCUUAACCACAAAGUAGAAAUGUGGAAUUUACAAUUUGCUCAGUGCUUCGUUUUUUUUAACUCUGUAUUUAUAAUUGAAUCUGAGGUUGAUGGUUUAAGCAAACUGAUUCAACGUAAUAUUUUGUGGCAGAAGUUAAGAUUAUAUGUACAUGUAUAUUGGCAAAGUUUUGGUUAUUGUUUCAUAUGCUUUUUACCCGGUCUCUAUGGCCAUCUAAUAGAUUGCCGCAGAGACCGGUAACAGUCCGCGAGACAACCCGAAGCAAGAUUUUUCAAUGAGAAACCUCCAGGAUAUAGAGGAAAGUGAGUCCCCAAAACAUUGAUGGCAAAGUUGAUCAACAUCCACACUGGCCUUCCGUUACCAGAAGAUGGAGAGGGUCAGGUUGCCAUGGUAACAGGAGAAUAUCAGUAUUAUCACUACGGUUGUGAUGGAGUUGAUGACAGGGGCUGGGGUUGUGGUUAUCGUACUUUGCAGACCCUCUCCUCCUGGGUUCGAUCCCAAAAGUCUUCCCACGGCCAAGCAACAAGAGAGACAGAUCCAACUCUCAAAGAAAUACAAGAAGCCUUGGUUGCCAUGGGCGACAAGGCUCCGUCUCUGAUUGGUUCAAAGGAAUGGAUAGGUUCCUUUGAAGUCUGUAUUUGCCUGGAUCAUUUCUAUAAUGUUCAGUGCAAAAUUCUCCAUGUAAAUAGCGGCACAGCAUUACUACAGAAGAUUCCAGAAUUACUUCAGCAUUUUCAGGCUUUUGGUUCCCCAAUCAUGAUGGGUGGUGACAGUGAUGCUUCAUCCAAAGGGAUAGUAGGCGUCUACGUUGGCAAGAAGAACAGCUAUUUAUUAGUCUUGGAUCCACAUUUCUAUGGGAUACCUACAUUUGAAAUUCUCCAAAGCUCUUCUUAUCUGUUGUGGAAACCUCUAGACUCAUUCCUGGAAAACUCCUUCUACAAUAUGUGUCUGCCAAUAUUCAGAAAGACUAGGUGACCCCCUUUUAGUGUAAGUCUUCAAGUUUUAUGUAAAUUUUUUUUUAUAAUUUUCAGCUCUCAAAAUGACAUCAGCGCUAUACAACCUUUGGUUGUGUAUCUGUUGUUACUAUACCUCAUACAUAUUCAUGAGAGAGAGUCGAGUUCUCAAUGGUCCAUUCAUCAUCACGUGCCAGGUGUUAAUUUUGUUAACUACCAAGUGCGCACGUGAGUGUUCACGCAAGUGGUAAAUGCGCAUGACAAGUAAUAGUUCCCCGGGAGCUAUUCUACUUGUCAUGCGCACUACCAUUGCGCGACGUCAUCCCCGGGCGCUAUUGAUCAUGGCACCGUUUUGUAUACACGCACGGACAGCGCUCUCUAAGCGACAUCCAACACAUGAACAAACUCAUCAUGUGCAUUUUGUUUCACAGUAAUCAUUUUCUCGUGCUCAAAACUCAUGUUCCAGUAACUGAAUAUGUAUGAAGUAUAGUAAAACAAAUAUAACAUGGUUUAUUUCGUGUGACUAGUCAAUGAG